Molecule: messenger RNA, 1006 nt
Organism: Ilex paraguariensis (yerba mate)
Lineage: Eukaryota; Viridiplantae; Streptophyta; Magnoliopsida; Aquifoliales; Aquifoliaceae
Source: the annotation of a GenBank genome assembly
CAGGGUGACAAUGUCAUUUUGUUCUCCAAUCAUCAAACUGAAGCAGAUCCAGCUGUUAUUGCAUUGCUGCUUGAAGCAAAAAAUCCACACAUUGCUGAGAACAUGAUCUAUGUGGCUGGAGAUAGAAUUAUAACAGAUCCUCUUUGCAAGCCUUUCAGCAUGGGACGGUGCUCAUAAAGUUUCUUGAUCUUCUGUACAAAUGCAUGUAUCCUAUAAUUCCCUAUUUCUUCUUAAUAAAGUUUUCGUGAGUCCAACUUCUUACAAUCUUAGGAAUCUCUUAUGCGUUUAUUCAAAAAAUCACAUGUAUGAUGUUCCGGAGCUUGCUGAGAUGAAAAAAAGGGCAAAUAUGAGAAGUUUAAAGGAGAUGGUUAUGCUUUUGAGGGGUGGAUCGAAAAUAAUAAGGAUUGCACCAAGUGGUGGAAGGGAUCGCCCAGACACCGUCACAAAGGAUUUGUAUCCGGCACCCUUUGAUGCUUCUUCAUUGGACAACAUGAGAAGGAUUAUGGAAAAUGCUGGUGUACCUGGUCAUAUAUAUCCUUUAGCAAUAUUGUGCUAUGACAUUAUGCCCCCUCCACCCCAGGUUGAGAAAGAAAUUGGAGAAAAAAGACUGAUCUCCUUUCAUGGGGUUGGAUUAUCAGUGGCACAGAAAAUCAGUUUCCAUGAAAUUGCUGCUGCUUGUGGAGAUGCUGAAGAGGCUAAGGUGGUGUACUCACAGGCCCUGUUUGAUUCUGUCAACCAACAAUACAAUGUGCUAAAAUCUGCCAUACAUGACAAACAAGUUUUAGUAGCAGCUACUCCAACUAUCUCGUUGUCGCAGCCGUGGCAAUGCUGAACUUCUUGUACCUUUUCCAUGCCAUCCUGCUUUAAAAUCAGGUAAUUUUUGAUAGAGAUUAUAAAUUACCUAUGCUUAGUUUGACCUUGUAAUACUUCAAAACCUGCACAACCUCCUAUGUUUUUGGACCCAACUGAAAUUGUGAGAAAUUCAGUUAAAAUUAACAGUCAAAGC